UAGAAUCUGGCAGGGACUAGCUGAAAUCAUCCAAUGAGGACACAUUUUUCGGUUCUGUCUUAAAAUGUUUUGCUACGGUGUGCUCUAAAGAACACAACCCAGCCUACUGUAUCUUCCAUCUUAUACAUCAAGUUUUAUAGGGGCCUCUGGAAACGGGACUAUGGAGGCUAGUAGGCGGUUGGCAGCUCGCCUGCAUACCAUCACGGUGCUCGGGAAACACUUCUGGACGCACAACUUCUCCGUCUCCCUACUCUUGGAUGAGCUGGGCAAUGUGCCACAAGUCACAGGGUUGAUUUUCUGCAAAGUUCGCUUACUUGAUGGCUCCUUUACUGAGGAAUCUCCAAGACUGGAAGUCCUGCAUAACUCAGUGCAAUGGGGAAAGAUGUUUGAAUUUGAGUGCCAAACUGCAGUCAACAGCUUGUCUGGAGUCCUAGAUGACUGCAUGUGUAGAUUGUCAGUUCGCAAGGACACAAAGGGAGGAAGGUCAUACCAAAAGGUGGGUUAUGUCGACCUCAACCUGUCUGAGUAUGCAGGCUCUGGGUAUGUGACCCGGCACUGCCUCCUAGAGGGAUAUAUGAACAAGGACAACAAGCUGGACAACUCCCUUCUCAAGGUGGGCCUACAUAUGCAGCUGCUCCAGGGAGACCCAUGUUUCAGAGUUCCUACCCAGCAUUCACUGCCAAGUGGAACUUUAUCAUCUGAGAAUGUUGAGCAGCCCAGAGAAAGCACCUCCAGUCACUCUGAGCCUGGUUCCUCAGAGGACAUCCUGAGAACCAUGAGAAGGCAGCUGGUGAUGAAGGGGGGGCUGCUGCUUGAUGCCAUGCCCAGUCAGAACCCAGAGGCACAGGAGAGGGCCAGAGUUGUCAGUCAGUUGACUCGGGUCGGGAACACACGGGUGGAUGCCCAGGAUGUGGUUGAACAUCUCUGUCUAGAGAGCUUGGGCUCAGUAUUUGAGCUCCCUCCUCCCAUUGAAGAAGCUGGACUUGCACUCUUUGUUGGUCAGGAUGGCACCACAACCCUUGGUGUCACUCAUAUACAGAACAGGUAG
Molecule: messenger RNA, 1048 nt
Organism: Oncorhynchus masou masou (cherry salmon)
Lineage: Eukaryota; Metazoa; Chordata; Actinopteri; Salmoniformes; Salmonidae
Product: EEIG family member 2-like
Exons: 8
Coding region: 161-1048 (295 amino acids)
Source: RefSeq, a predicted model, not a curated record